Messenger RNA from Kazachstania africana CBS 2517, 876 nucleotides. RefSeq names its product 2,4-dienoyl-CoA reductase (NADPH) (gene SPS19). NCBI's taxonomy places the organism in Eukaryota, Fungi, Ascomycota, Saccharomycetes, Saccharomycetales, Saccharomycetaceae. The record is from RefSeq and is a predicted model, not a curated record. The transcript has a single exon. Bases 1 to 876 code for a protein of 291 amino acids. Gene Ontology annotation, biological process: fatty acid catabolic process. Gene Ontology annotation, molecular function: 2,4-dienoyl-CoA reductase (NADPH) activity.
AUGGUUAAUACACUGGACAGAUCAUUUGUGUCUACGAGCUCAUGGAAGCCGGAUUUGUUUAAGGGUAAAGUCGUUCUGAUCACUGGUGGAUCGGGCACCAUAUGUAGAGUACAAGCUGAGGCUAUGGUUCUCUUGGGUUGCAAAGCAUCCGUGGUUGGAAGAGACAAUGAGAAGUUGGAACUCACAUGCAAGGAGCUGUGUGAGUUGGUGAAUGAUCCGGAUGCAAGCAUGGCUGUUCCUGAUAUCGACGUAAGAAAUUUUAAGCAAGUCCAAGAGGCUGUAGAUAAGACUUUGGAGAGGUGGGGAAGGAUUGAUUUUGUUAUUGCAGGUGCUGCUGGUAAUUUUGUAUGUGAUUUCAACAAUCUAUCUCCCAAUGCAUUCAACUCGGUAGUUGGAAUAGAUUUAAUUGGCUCUUUCAAUAUAGCCAAAGCGGCUACGCCAGCAUUAUUGAAGACGAAAGGGGCUAUACUUUUCAUUUCUGCCACGUUUCAUUAUUAUGGUGUACCCUUUCAAGGCCCUGUAGGAGCAGCUAAGGCUGGUAUUGACGCAUUAUCAAAUAAUUUGGCCGUCGAAUUGGGUCCCUUUGGCGUCCGCUCAAACUGUAUCGCUCCAGGUGCAAUAAAUGAUACCGAAGGUUUUAAGAGAUUAUCUGAUCCCAAAAUGGUCAACAAACUUACCAAGAUGAUACCAUUACAAAGAUUGGGUAGUAAAAAAGAUAUUGCUGAGGCUACUGUAUUCUUGUUUUCAGCUUCCGGCUCUUAUAUCAACGGUAAUAUACUUGUUGUGGAUGGUGGUAUGUGGCACACCGGUACAUUAUUUGCUAACCAAAUGUAUCCAGAACAAAUCAUAGAAGGGAAAGAAAAAGCCAAGUUAUAA